Didymodactylos carnosus is the source of this 1272-nucleotide messenger RNA. The record is from the annotation of a GenBank genome assembly. Lineage: Eukaryota; Metazoa; Rotifera; Eurotatoria; Philodinida; Philodinidae.
AUGCAUAACAAGCCCGUUUGCAAAAUCCGUUUUCCAGACUUUAAUAAACUUCAUUAUAAUAACAUUUAUUGGCAACAACUUCAAACUAAAAAUGGUACAUUCUACCUUUAUAGAGCAUAUUAUGAUGAUCGCUCGUCUGCUGGUAAACGGGCAUCAGUUCGAAUAAUAGCUAUGAUUGACAGAAUCAAACCCGAAGCUCUCAUGUGUCAAUUAUGGUUCAAUAAACUAUCUUCACCCAUCCUCUCACCCGCAUCAUACAUAUGUAGUUGGUAUUUUAAAUGGGGUAACUAUGUAGAUGAUGCAUUAAUUCCUUACAUAAUUACGUGCAAAAUACCAAAAUUUAAUAAUUUAACUCUUGUUCCUCAAGCUGUAUCGCUUGUCGAGCGUAUAUGUCUCGAAAGAACAAAUAUAUUACGAGUCACUGACAAUCGACCGUCUAACAAGAAGAAAGAAGAGUUUGCUGUUUGUGUAAAAGGAUUAGAUUUCUUGGAAGAUAAUAUCAGCCAUCGUCUCAUUGAAUGGAUUGAAUUAAUUACAAUGUUGGGUGCAAAAAAAAUCUUUUUCUAUGUUUUUCAUGUGAAUUCAAACGUUACAAAAGUGUUGAAUUAUUAUGAGAAAAUAGGUAAGGUUGAAUUAAGAAAAAUUACAUUGCCAGGACGUCAACCUAACCUGCCAUCAGUUCGACAUUUAUAUUUGAAACAACAAAUUAUCCAAAAACGACAAAAUGAACUCAUACCAUAUAACGAUUGUUUAUAUCAAAAUCUUUAUAUGUACGAUUAUUUAGCAUUGCUCGAUAUUGAUGAAAUAAUCAUGCCACUAAAACACGAUAAUUGGUCACAGUUGUUGAUCGAAAUUCAAGAACUAAACAAUUUUAAACAAGCAGGAAGCUACAGUUUUCGUCAUGUCUACUUUUUAGAUGACUUUGUUCAGAAAAACAGCACAUCGUCAACACAUCUUCACAUGUUAAAUCAUGUUUACAGAUCACGUAAUUAUAGUAAACCUCUAGCAGAUUCUAAAUGCUUUCAUAAUACAAGUCAUGUGUUAUCACUGCAUAAUCAUUUUCCACUCGUUUGUAUUGAAUCAUGUAAACGAUAUCAUGUGUCCGAACAGUUAGCACAUCUCCAACAUUAUCGAAAAGCAUGCGCUGCGAGAAGGCCAUGUAACAAACAUCCCACGGACAUCGUACGUGAUACGACAAUUUUUAAGUACAAAGAUGAGCUCAUUCGGCGAACAGAAAAGGUUAUGAAUCAUCUGAAUGUUUUUCUAGACUAA